This is a messenger RNA of Chlamydomonas reinhardtii, 1290 nucleotides long. RefSeq lists its product as uncharacterized. Bases 109 to 825 code for a protein of 238 amino acids. Lineage: Eukaryota; Viridiplantae; Chlorophyta; Chlorophyceae; Chlamydomonadales; Chlamydomonadaceae. Gene Ontology annotation, molecular function: single-stranded DNA binding. Gene Ontology annotation, biological process: defense response; regulation of DNA-templated transcription. The record is from RefSeq and is a predicted model, not a curated record. The transcript has 6 exons.
CAUAACACUUAGUGGUCAUAGUGAAACACAGCGAAAGGAACCGACACCUGUCGCAACUCUGCUGGCAACUCUGCAGCAACUUGAAGCCUUAACACAUCAUCCUUUAAAAUGCUGCUGUCACGUCUCGCUCAUUCCGCUCUCCCUGCCUCGCUCCGCGCCUCGGCCGCGAGCUCGGCCUCGUCGCAGCUCCAUGCUGUGCCCCGUGUCGCGAGCGCCGCUCCGCGGGCGCCGUCGCACGUCGCGCAGUACAGCAACGGCUCUGCGGCGCCCGUCCCUCCCAACUUCGCUGCUCCCAAUGACCGCGCCGCCACCAGCUCCAGCGACCGUGUAUACACCAACUAUUACGUGUACAAGACCCGCGCGGCCAUGUGCCUGCGGCUGCUGCCGCCCACGUUCGCCAAGGCGCAAGCCGGCAAGGUCCUGGAACGUGACGGCACCAUGCUGCUUGAGUUUGCCACUGCCAACGCGGCCGCACCGGGCGCUGGCAGCGGCCCCGCAGGCAACGUCAACCGCACCUACAACUGGGGCAACAAGGUGACGUUCGCUCUGAGCCCGGUGGAGCUUGGAAACAUCCUGGCGGGGGAUGCGGUGGCCUCGGACAAGGGGCUGGUGCUGUGGCACGACCCAGCCAAGCUAGGCAAGACCGGCGAGCCCAUUAAGAAGCUGAGUCUGAAGCAGCUCCCAGACGGCAACAUCAGCUUCAACCUCACCGCCGGGCCCGAGAACUUCAGCGUGCCCGUCACCAAGGGCGAGUUUGAGGUGAUAAAGUCGGUCGCGCAGUUCGCCAUCCCCCGGCUGCUGGGCUUUGACGCCGUUUUCGAAUAGUCUUGAGGCGGCUUCAAAUAAGUGCGUGUGCAUGGGCUGGGAAGCGGCAGAGAGGAGGCGUGACGGAGGCCGGAGGCGUGAGGCAGCCGCACGAGAGGUGCAGCCAGUGCUGCGGUCGUCUCGAUGCUGUGUGGGGCACGGCGACCGCGACCGCAUGGUUUUGGCGGCGGUGAUGGCACGUGUUCUAGGUAGGUAGGCAUGGGAAGCAGUUGAGGGCGGGCGAUUUGUAAGGGUGCAGGGCUGGGAUGCGACGGCGCAAGGCAUUGGGGUGUAUGGAUGUGUGGCAUCUGCCAGGUGCGCGUGCAGGUGCGCGGGGUGUAACACGUUGCUGGGUAUACGACGUGAUCGUCCCCGUCUCGGGUCAAGGUUGCUGUAGCUUACACUCGAGGCGCUAGCUUUAGGAAAGGAAAAGUUUACAGAAGCGGAAAAGACGAAAGAUUCAACAGCAACUUUGCUAUGUCUCUA